This is a messenger RNA of Aedes albopictus (Asian tiger mosquito), 746 nucleotides long. RefSeq names its product ejaculatory bulb-specific protein 3. The transcript is spliced from 2 exons. Bases 167 to 553 code for a protein of 128 amino acids. The record is from RefSeq and is a predicted model, not a curated record. Lineage: Eukaryota; Metazoa; Arthropoda; Insecta; Diptera; Culicidae.
UUGUUUUGUGAUAGACAACUGGAUUGGUUGAGCAUCGACUUCACGAAAGAAGAUCCCACAGGAUAGACAAGAAGAAAUUUCGCCAGUAUAUAUAGCUGGUUGGGGAGCCGAAAAGAGUAUAGUUCAAAUCUGCACAGCGGUAAGAACCAAGUUCAAAUCUUCCAAAAUGAAAUUCUUCAUCGUUGCUCUGGCCCUGCUCGCCCUGGCUGCUGCCAAGCCCCAGGAUGACAAGUACACCACCAAGUACGACAGCGUCAACAUCGAUGAGAUCCUGAAGUCCGAGCGCCUGUUCAAGAACUACUAUGCCUGUCUUAUGGACACCGGUGCCUGUACUCCAGAUGUCAACGAACUGAAGCGCGUCCUGCCCGAUGCCUUGGAAAACAACUGCGCCAAGUGUAGCGAGAAGCAGCAGACCGACAGCACCAAGACCAUCAAGUUCCUGACCGAGAACAAGCCAGAGGAAUGGAAGGCUCUGAAGGCCAAGUACGACCCCGACAACAAGUACGUCGAGAAGUACGUCGCCGAUGCCGACAAGGAAGGAAUCAAGCUGUAAAUUAUGAAUCACUUCAAAUCUCUACAAGCUGAAUGGAAACAAUGGAACGUCGACCAACUGCUGUGAUCUUAGGGGAAUUUCUUUUGGUUUUUCUUUGAAAUUAUAUGCCGCCGCCGCCACCGCCCAGUGAUGGUUCUGUAGACUCCGCUGUGCAGAGUGAAUUUCGUGAUAAUAAACGGUUGUAGCUAACCAA